Messenger RNA from Cucumis melo (muskmelon), 1408 nucleotides. Its product is annotated as MYB-like transcription factor ODO1. The record is from RefSeq and is a predicted model, not a curated record. Lineage: Eukaryota; Viridiplantae; Streptophyta; Magnoliopsida; Cucurbitales; Cucurbitaceae. The transcript has 2 exons. The coding region runs from base 220 to 996 and encodes 258 amino acids.
AAACCACAAACAGGAUUUUUUGUUUUGUUUUGUUUUUUUUUUUUUUUUUUUUUUUUGUUUAAAAGAAAAAACACAAACCUCUUUCCCUAUAUAAAACUGUGUUAGCCUUCUCAUGCUUUUGGGGUAAUUCUCCCAUCUUCUAAACCCCUUUGCGUUUUGGCUUUCAACUUAAAUCCCCCACCAACUGUGUUUGUGAAUUAAAAAGCCUCAACCAUUCAAAUGGGCAGACAACCUUGCUGCGACAAACUUGGCGUUAAAAAAGGCCCUUGGACUGCUGAUGAAGACAAGAAACUCAUCAACUUCAUACUCACUAAUGGUCAGUGCUGUUGGCGGGCUGUUCCUAAGCUCGCAGGCCUCCGCCGCUGCGGCAAAAGCUGCCGUCUUCGUUGGACUAAUUAUCUCCGCCCUGACCUUAAAAGAGGCCUUCUCACUGAUACUGAGGAGCAGUUGGUGAUUGAUCUUCAUGCUCGUCUUGGAAAUAGAUGGUCGAAGAUUGCAGCUAGAUUACCAGGAAGAACAGAUAACGAGAUAAAAAACCACUGGAAUACGCAUAUAAAGAAGAAGCUCAUCAAGAUGGGAAUCGAUCCGGUUACUCAUGAGCCCAUCCAAAAGCAACCAGAGAAUGAGAAAAACCAAUCCUCAAGCACCAAGACGGAAAACAACACCGUUUUGGACAGCUCGAGCUCCCCGCCGAUGAUGGAGAAUAGCAGCUCCGUCACCACCGAUGAGUCAUCUUUUCUUCUAGAUAACAACCUCAGCAGCAGCAACAACAACAAUGAAUCCUCUUUCAUAACAAACACUUCUUUCUGGAUUGAUGAAGAAGCCCUUUGGAACAACAGCCCACCCAUUUCAAAUGGAGCCAAUUUUUUGUGGGAAGAGAAUUGCUCUUGGCUUCUUGAUUGUGAAGAUUUUGGCAUCCAUGAUUUUGGGUUUGACUGUUUUAAUGACUUUGAAAUAAAAGCUAUCAACACAACAGAAAUGGAAGGAAAGCACUAGAAAAAGAGAGAAAAAAGGGGCAACAAACAGAAAAUCAUAGUCAAGAUUAAAAACUUCCUUUUUUUUUUUUUAAUGAAAGAAAAAUGAUGUAUUUAAUGUGGACAUGUUACAAAGUACCAUGUACAUGAAAAAGUUUAAUGUGUUUAUUCUUGGGUAAUUUAUUAAGAGUAGAUUAUGAGGGGAGGGGUUUUGGAGGUUGAAGCUAAGUUAUUGGGUUUUGAAAACAUGAACACCAAAACAUGAUUUCAAAACAAAAGAACAAAAGUGACAUCAAAACAUGAGUCAUUAACAUGUGAUAUUGUUUUUAUGUUUCAACAAACAUUGUAAGUUUCUGUAAAGUGGUUUUAUUUAUGUAUUUUUGUCUCUUAGUAGCACUUUCAAAUUAAACUCCCUUCUAAAACCUUUGUAUUUA